Molecule: messenger RNA, 1362 nt
Organism: Lycium ferocissimum
Lineage: Eukaryota; Viridiplantae; Streptophyta; Magnoliopsida; Solanales; Solanaceae
Product: G-type lectin S-receptor-like serine/threonine-protein kinase SD1-13
Exons: 4
Coding region: 1-1362 (453 amino acids)
Biological process (GO): protein phosphorylation; recognition of pollen
Molecular function (GO): ATP binding; protein kinase activity
Source: RefSeq, a predicted model, not a curated record
AUGGUUUCAGCAAGUGGAAGCUUUGCAUUACGCUUCUUCACUCCAGGCAAUUCUACUUUCACCUAUCUUGGCAUAUGGUACAACACGAUCCCUGAACAAACCGUCGUUUGGGUUGCUAACGGAGAAUCUCCAAUCCCUCAGAAUUGUACUGCAGUUUUCACUAUUGGUGUUGGUGGAAAUUUUGUGAUUCUUGAUGCAAAGGGUAAACUCAUUUGGUCAUCAAAUGUUUCAUCCACACCCGGAUUAGCUUCAAAUUCUACUGCAGGUGCUCUAUUAGAAAAUGAAAAUCUUGUUCUCAUGAGACGUGGGACAAGUAGUGAAGAUCCUCGGCCGGGAAAUUUCUCAUUUGGAAUAGACCGUGAAGGGCAUCCGCCCUGUUACAUUUGGAAGCAGAACAGUAUUUCUUAUAGGUUUGAGUACAAUAAUGAAUACUCUGGAGGGAAUAUGCUAGGAGUUGCAUUGUAUACUUCUGUUGUUUCUGGAAAUAGUGGAGCACCAGGAACUCUUUGUGAUUUUUAUGCACACUGUGGUCCAUUUGACAGCUGUGAGAUUAGAUAUAGUGGAUUAUGCAGAUGUUUAACCGGAUUUGAACCAAGAUUUUCAAAAGAUUGGGCAAAUGGAAAAUGGAAUGGAGGUUGUGCCAGGAAAGUAGCAUUGGGAUGUGAUAGUAGUGAUGUGUUUUUGAAGCACGAGAGUAUGAAGGUACCAGAUCAUACUAUCUUCUUUGGAGAAAUGAGCAUUAAGGACUGUGAAACCGAGUGCAUUAGGAACAGUUCAUGCACAGCUAAUGCAUAUUCAAAUAGCACCUGUUUAAUAUGGAUUGGAGAUUUACUGGACCUUGGCCACAGCUCUUCCACCGCCAGACCUCUCCAUGUUCGCGUUCGUGGCUGUGAGCCAAGUAUUUUCACUUCUAUCCUUAUCAAUUCUACUAACGAGUCUUUACGUCUUUGGUCUAGUAAACCAAUUUUAUUCACCUUCCAUCUUCUGGAUGCAGUAACUGUUGGUGGAUCUGGGAAUUCAGCUCAAAGACACAAAAUUUUCAUUGCCACAAUUGCUUCUGCAAUAUCUUCUAUCUUGGUGCUUACUGGGUUUUUGGCUGAGUUUGGAGAUACAGCCAUCAAAAGGCUAAGCAGGAGGUCAUCACAAGGACUAGAGGAGUUCAUGAAUGAGUUGAAGCUAAUUGCAAAAUUGCAGCACAAAAAUCUUGUCAGCCUCUUAGGUUUCUGUGUUGAAGGAGAGGAGAAGAUACUGAUCUAUGAGUAUAUGCCAAAUUGCAGCCUGGACAAAUUUCUUUUCGGUUAUACUCAUUACUAUUGUCUUUGUGAGAAUCAUAACUUUGUGUUUCUUAUUUCCCUUGGCUAA